Messenger RNA from Aspergillus sclerotioniger CBS 115572, 1485 nucleotides. RefSeq names its product MFS general substrate transporter. Bases 1 to 1485 code for a protein of 494 amino acids. Gene Ontology annotation, biological process: transmembrane transport. Gene Ontology annotation, cellular component: membrane. The transcript is spliced from 6 exons. Lineage: Eukaryota; Fungi; Ascomycota; Eurotiomycetes; Eurotiales; Aspergillaceae. The record is from RefSeq and is a predicted model, not a curated record. Gene Ontology annotation, molecular function: transmembrane transporter activity.
AUGUGCAAGCCAGACACCUUCACUGAAUACCACGAAAACGCCCCGAAAGUCCAAGAAUCAGAACAGGAUGUCAUAUACCAGACAUACGUUUCGAAGAGCCCGGAAUGGCACCGGAAAAUGACCAGCAAGCUCCUCCGAAAGGUCGACAUGCAUCUCCUCCCAUUCCUCGUGGUGAUGUAUCUGCUGAAUUUCUUGGAUCGAAACAACCUAUCUCAAGCACGACUAGGGUCCCUCGAAAAAGACCUCGGCAUGAAAGGAACGGACUAUAACCUGGCAACCAGUAUCUUGUUUGUGGGAUACCUGCUCAUGCAACUCCCGUCCAAUCUGCUUCUCACGCGCGUCCGACCGUCCUUGUUUCUAGGGAGCGCAAUGGCUAUCUGGGGGGUCAUAUCCGCCUGUCAGGCUGCAACGCAGUCUUUUACAGGAUUGGUUCUCGCUCGGUUCUUUCUGGGAUUUGUGGAGGCGCCGUUCUUUCCUGGGGCGAUCAUGUUGAUGUCGAGUUGGUAUACCAGGCAAGAGUUGAGCCAUCGCAUUGCGUGGUUCUAUGCCGGAAGCUCUCUGGCCAACGCAUUUGGUGGUCUCAUUGGGGCCGGCGUGCUAGGCAAUCUGGAUGGUGCGCAUGGGAUAGCCGGAUGGCGAUGGCUCUUCAUAAUUGAAGGGUGCAUCACCGUUGGCGUGUCGCUUACCUCGACACUGCUCCUGCCGAACUAUCCCGCAACAACACCAUGGCUUGACGAGACAGAGAAGCUCUACGCGCAAUGGCGACUCAUCCACGACGCAGGAGAAGCAGACGAAGCAAACUCUGGAAGUAUAAAAGAAGCGUUGCUACUUGUGUUCUCCGAUAAACGGAUUUACCUUUUCAUCCUGAUCCAGCAUACGUCUCUCCUCUCCCAGAACUUCCAAUACUUCUUUCCGACAAUCGUCCAGACUCUGGGCUACGGGAAUAUCGAGACUCUCCUUAUCACCGCGCCUGUCUGGAUUGCUACCUUUCUGGUGUCUCUCAUUGUGACAUGGACAUCUGGCAAAACGGACGAUCGAGGGCUGCAUAUCAUCUGCCUGAUGUUGGUAAGUGUCGUGGGAUGUGUGAUCUGCACUGCUACCACAAACAUCGGAGCAAGGUUCUUUGGGAUGUUUCUAAUGCCAAUGGGUGCUGUCUCGGCCUAUCAAAUCAUCAUUGCCUGGGUUGCCAACUCGUUUCCCCGCCCGCUGGUCAAACGCUCGGCUGCGAUUGCAACCGCGAACAUGAUUGGAAAUACCGCAUCGAUUUACGGAAGCUACAUGUGGCCGUCGUCAUCAGGACCUCGAUAUAUCGCGGGUGGCAGUGCCACUGCAGGGAUUGCCCUGUUGGUUGCGAUUCUUGCAUUUGUCAUUCGCGUCGUGCAUGCCAGGAUGAACAAGAAGCUUGACAUGGCACAGGAUAGACCAGAAGUGAUCGACUCUGAUAACUUGGAAGCUCGGAACGUCGGGUUUAGAUAUAUUCUCUAG